AUGGGAUGCACACCAUCUAUUAACGAACGCGAUUUCCAAACUCCAGUGGACGACAAACACCUCUUAGACGACCGGCAAAAAAGAAUUGUGCGCAAAACAUGGCGACCACUGGCGAAUGAUAUGACAGAAAACGGACAGAAGAUCUUCAUUAAUAUUUUUGAAUCGCACCCAGAAAUCAAGUAUAUGUUUCCGACAAGAGACAUUGAGGGAAGAGACAAUCUUUCGGCAAAUCCGCAUUUCAGGAUGCACUCGUCUCGGUUUAUGCAGAGUGUAGGAGCAGCCAUCGAUAAUUUGAACGAUUUAGACAACGCGCUGAGACCACUGCUUGUUAAACUUGCCAAAACACAUGUACGUUUCAAAGGUUUCAAACCGGACUACUUCGACGCCUUUGAGGAAGCCAUGUUAAGUGUAUGGCAAGAGGAACUGGGGCAGAGAUUCACAACAGAAGUCGAGGAAUCUUGGAAGCUUUUGUUUUUUUAUAUCAAAGAUUGCCUCAAAGAAGGCUACGACAUUGCUAUGAAUGAAAAAACUAGCGGUGAAUUAAAUAAUUCUGACUUUAUUAAUCAGUGA
This is a messenger RNA of Saccoglossus kowalevskii, 570 nucleotides long. Its product is annotated as neuroglobin-like. Lineage: Eukaryota; Metazoa; Hemichordata; Enteropneusta; Harrimaniidae. The record is from RefSeq and is a predicted model, not a curated record. Gene Ontology annotation, molecular function: oxygen binding; heme binding.